This is a messenger RNA of Penicillium crustosum, 1566 nucleotides long. RefSeq names its product cytochrome P450. NCBI's taxonomy places the organism in Eukaryota, Fungi, Ascomycota, Eurotiomycetes, Eurotiales, Aspergillaceae. The record is from RefSeq and is a predicted model, not a curated record. The coding region runs from base 1 to 1566 and encodes 521 amino acids. The transcript has 5 exons. Gene Ontology annotation, molecular function: heme binding; monooxygenase activity; oxidoreductase activity, acting on paired donors, with incorporation or reduction of molecular oxygen.
AUGGAUUGGUGGAAACCCAUUAUCUCACAGCCCAUUGUGGCUAUUGGCGUGGUCGGAUUGACGUAUGUGGUGUGGCUGGCAACAUAUCGGAUAUGGCUGUCACCACUGGCCCAUUUCCCUGGACCAAAACUGGCCGCUUUGACAAUGUGGUACGAGUUCUAUUACGAUUCGUUCCUCGAAGGCCAGUACACUUUUCGAAUCGCAGAGAUGCAUCGCAAAUACGGUCCGAUUGUGAGAAUCAGUCCCUUUGAACUACACAUCGACGACCCAGAGUACUAUGAGAUCUUAUACUCUCGUGACAAACCCAGGAACAAGUCGUUGCAUUUGACUGGCAUGUUUGGGGCACCUGCAUCCGCUUUUGGCUCAGUCGAUCACCGCUGUCAUCGGAUACGUCGACAACCUAUGAACCCGUUCUUUUCUCACCAGCGAAUUCGACAGUUGGAACCAAUGCUCCGGAGAAUGAUUGAUAAGUUGCGGAAAGGAAUGCGGGCAUGGAAGGAGAGGGAUACACCGCUGCAUGUUUAUCAUGCGUUUAAUGCCUACACGACAGACGUGGUUGUGGAGUAUUCUAUGGGUGAAUCGUUCCAUUAUUUGGAUGACCCUGAUUUUACACCGCAGUGGUCAAAGACAAUUGAGGCAAUUGUACAAGUCGGGGUUCAAUUCAAACAGUUUCGCUGGGUCUUCAGAUUGUUUGAGCUACUCCCACGGUGGCUAGUUGUGAGAAUCAACCCUCACAUUGGCCCGGUAAUUGACCAGAAAGCGGAAAGUUUACGACUAGCGAAAUCGAUUAUUGAUAGCCAAGCCGCUGGCGGGAACUUGGUAGACGACAAGGUCAGUCAACUCAAAGGCACAUUAUUUCAUGCGCUGCUAGACAGCAAGCUUCCCCCAGAGGAGAAGACACCUGGCCGCUUGAGUCAGGAGGUUUUCACCGUCAUCUCGGCUGGAGGAGAAACGACUGCGAAGAACUUGACAACACUUACGUUCCAUUUACUCAACAACCCAGACAAGCUACAAAGGUUACGGGACGAGCUCAACCGACUUGACCCCGAUGGAACCGCAACCUUGGUGGAAUACGAAACAAUGCCGUAUCUCACGUCCGUUAUGCUGGAGGGUCUCAGAAUCACCAAUGCUGUGGCAACAAGGCUUCAACGUAGCUGUCCAGAUCAAUCUAUGACUUACAAUGACUGGAUCAUCCCUCCCGGGACACCCGUGGGGAUGACCAGCAUAUUUAUGCACAACAAUGAAGCUAUUUUUCCAGACUCGGAAAAAUUCAUCCCGGAGCGAUGGAUGGACCCAGAGCAGAGGAAGCACCUUGAGAAGUAUCUGGUUGCUUUUAGCAAGGGAUCAAGACAGUGUAUUGGAAUUCCUCUCGCACGGGCGGAGAUUCUUUUAGCAAUCGCCACCAUUUUCCGGGAAUUUGAGAUGGAGCUCUAUGAGACUACAGUAGAUGAAGUUCGAAUCGUGCGAGACAUGUUCAAUGGCCACCCACGGAAAGGAAGCCAGGGCGUUCGCGUGAUGAUAAAAGGCUGGGAUGGACACUCUAGGCCGAGUGGAAACUCUCUAUGA